AUGAAAUUCGUUCUCUGUAUACUCGCCAUCCUCGGAUGUGCCAGUGCACAGUUCGGUCCCUCCGCUAAACAACAGAUAAUCGACGCGCACAACUACUUGAGAUCUGAUAUUGCUAAUCCUUAUGGAGCUUUUGAUGAACCUAAAAAAUCAGCAACCAACAUGCGGGAGAUAGGACAAAGAGCCACGGAACAAUGGGAAAAUGAGUUUGCAAACUACGGAUGGAUUUCCAAUAUGAUGGAUGAUGACGCCUUCGAAUCUGGAAUCAAAGAGGCCACUCAGAUGAGGAAACCAGAAGGCUGCUCAAAUUUACAAAGAAAGACCGACCUGCUCUGCUUGCGGCAACGGAUUUAA
Messenger RNA from Caenorhabditis briggsae, 351 nucleotides. The transcript is spliced from 3 exons. The record is from RefSeq and is a predicted model, not a curated record. The coding region runs from base 1 to 351 and encodes 116 amino acids. NCBI's taxonomy places the organism in Eukaryota, Metazoa, Nematoda, Chromadorea, Rhabditida, Rhabditidae.